UCACCCACAGAAUUUCUGAAAGGCGUCGUCGGCAAACGCGUCGUUGUACGCCUCACUUCUGGUGUCGAUUAUCGCGGAGUCCUCUCAUGCCUUGACGGUUAUAUGAACAUCGCCCUUGAGCAGACGGAGGAGCACGUCAAUGGAGUAGUUACCAACCGCUACGGUGACGCAUUCAUUCGAGGCAACAAUGUGCUAUACAUAUCGGCUGCCGAG
This is a messenger RNA of Heterobasidion irregulare TC 32-1, 213 nucleotides long. RefSeq lists its product as uncharacterized. Gene Ontology annotation, cellular component: nucleolus; sno(s)RNA-containing ribonucleoprotein complex; P-body. Gene Ontology annotation, biological process: mRNA splicing, via spliceosome; maturation of SSU-rRNA. The record is from RefSeq and is a predicted model, not a curated record. The transcript has 3 exons. Gene Ontology annotation, molecular function: RNA binding. The annotation marks the transcript as partial. NCBI's taxonomy places the organism in Eukaryota, Fungi, Basidiomycota, Agaricomycetes, Russulales, Bondarzewiaceae.